Molecule: messenger RNA, 2843 nt
Organism: Panthera uncia (snow leopard)
Lineage: Eukaryota; Metazoa; Chordata; Mammalia; Carnivora; Felidae
Gene: ZNF839
Product: zinc finger protein 839
Exons: 8
Coding region: 38-2734 (898 amino acids)
Source: RefSeq, a predicted model, not a curated record
CUCGGCGGCGCGGGUUCGAGUCCCGGUCUCGGCGGCCAUGGCGGACGCGGAGCCGGAGGCCGAGGACGGCAGCGAGGAUGGGGGCGGCGGCGGGGGCGGCCGGGCUCCCCCCGGCCCCGGCGGCAGCGCCUCGCGCGUGGCCCCGCUGGACCCCGAGCAGCUGCGGCGGGUCCUGGAGCAGGUGACGAAGGCGCAGCCGCCGGCCGAGCGGCCGCCGCCGCCGCCCUUCGUCCCGCAGGACGCGGCGCGACGGCUGCGGGACGCGGCGCAGCAGGCCGCCUUGCAGCGGGGCCCCGGCGCCCAGCCCCCGCGCCCGCCGCGCCUGCUGCCGCCCCAGCAACUGGAAGCCAUUUGUGUCAAGGUAAUAUCUGGAGAAAUGACAGACCGGGAAAGGCCGACACCCCCGCUGGCCACCCUCCAGCCCAGGACAGCCGGGCUGAGCCAGCCACCCAGGGGGGCGCCCGGCGUGCUGGGGCUCCGGGCACAGCCGCGCUUCCCAAGUAACUACCCUCCGAUUCGGGUGUUUGUACAGAGGCCACUGCCCGCCCUGCAGCUGGUGGUUCCGCAAGGACCGGGCGCCACGCCGGCCCCUCUGUCAGCUUCUGACCCACCGGCGGUGACAUCUGUUUCAUCCGGUUCAGCGAAUUUCUUUAUUUCCAGCUUGCACACAAAACACACAGAGAAGCUAAAAAAAUCUUUAAAAGUGAAGACGCGUUCUGGACGGAUAUCUCGACCGCCCAAGUAUAAAGCCAAAGAUUAUAAGUUCAUCAAGACGGAGGACCUGGCUGACGGUCGCUUGUCAGAUUCUGACGAUUACUCAGAGCUGAGUGUGGAAGAUGACGACGACCAGAGGGGAAAGCGGGCGCUGUUUGACCUGUCGAGCUGUUCCCUGAGGCCCAAGACUUUCAAGUGUCAGACGUGUGAGAAGUCCUACAUAGGAAAAGGGGGCCUGGCCCGGCAUCUUAAACUCAAUCCAGGCCACGGCCACCCAGAACCGGAGGUGUCUCUGUCUGAGAAGGCCAACGGGAGCACGAUCCGAGGCUGUGCCGAGGGCAGGACGGCUAGCCUACCGUCCCCGGGGCUGCCCACGUCAGCUCUUCUGGGUGAGGAAGGGGCCCAGUCACCACCGUGUGGCCUGCAGAAUAGCCAGUCUGUAGAAGUUGAAGACGCCUUGGUGUCUGAACCAGAAGAUGGAAAUUAUUCGGCCUUCGUGGGAUCAGAGAGACACCCAGGCCCUAGACGAAUCGAGUUCGCAGCCGCCCCUGCAGAGGCCAGUGAGGCCGUCCUUGGGCGAGGCAGAGCCGCUCACCCGCGUGGGCGCUCCGGUGCCUGUGUGGCAGGUGCACAGAGCGCCUUGGCGGCCAGAGCCCGGCUCAAGGAGUUUCUCCAGCAGUGUGACCGAGAGGCUCUCGUGGACCUGGUGCUGCCUCAGCUGGCUCAGGUGGUGACCGUGUACGAGUUUCUUCUGAUGAAGGUUGAGACAGGUCAUCUAGCAAAACCUUUGUUCCCAGCUGUGUAUAAGGAAUUUGAAGAGUUGCAUAAAAGGGUUAAGAAAAUGUGCCAAGAUUACCUCAGUGGUUCUGGUCUGUGUUCCCAGGAGCCUCUGGAAAUAAGCAACGACAAGGUGGCCGAGUCUUUAGGAAUCACAGAAUUCCUGAGGAGGCGGGAAGCGCACACAGAGUGCGUCCCAGCGCAGCGCACCAGCGGGGACACGGGCCGGGACCCCCGGGCCGAGCUGGAGGAGGCCGGCCAGCAGAAGCGGGGAAACGAGACCGCGGACGGGGCGCCGGCCUGGGUGAAGAAGACCAGAAGAGACCCUCUGCCCCAGGACACCACUGACAGCGGAGCCCCAGCCGCCAACCAGGGUCCUGCCCUUCCAGCGAGCGGGAACGCCCCUCGCCGUCCAGAAGGAAGCCACAUGGCGCCGGUGUCUGGUCCCGCAGGCCGGCAGCUGCAGGCAUUUGCUGACCCCGAGGCCAAGAGCGGGUGUGGGGCUCCUGCUCUCUCGUGCGAGAACGUCAGUGGGCUGAGUGUGUGUCCUCAGUCAGGAGAGCCCGGGACGCAGACACAGGGGUGCGUGCCAGCCCUCCCUGGAGAGAAUGCUCAGGAACGCUCCGCAGACUGGAACGGAACUGGGAACAGCCCGGGCAGCGGGGAUCUCUGCAGGACCCUGAUGUUCCCUGGAGGGGUGGCAUCCCUGCCGCCUUCCAGGCCUGGAGACCUUGAGAGGCAUGGCUCCCUCUGGAAAGGCCCACGGUCUGGCCCCAGCGACGUCCUGUUUCCAGAGGCUGCCGGCCCUCUGCUGGAGAGGGUUUUGUCUGUGGACGUGGGGCCAGCUGACUGCAUCCCCAGGACCGUGCCCGAGCCGGGGCCUCAGCCGGCCCAGGCCGGGUCGCCGCCCACCGAUGGCGGUCAGGGAAGCCACGCAGGGGGUGUGGACCACUUCCCCGCCGGGCCCGAGGCGCACGCUGACCAGAGAGAACUGGAGAGCAUUGUUGCUGCUGGAGAAGCCGUGGCUUUUGAAAUCACCAACGGGUGCCAUGAAUUUUUGUCUCAGGGACGGGAACAGAUAUUUAUUCAGACUUCCGACGGCUUGAUCUUGUCCCAUCCGGGUUCCGUGGCGUCCGGGGAGGAAGAUGUUGUCAUAGUGGCCGGUAUGGAGGGGCCCGCCCUGCAGACGGCCCCCCCGGAAGGGGUCCCUCUAGAAACCACAGAGGCAGAGCCCUCACAGUGAAGCAGAGCCGGACCUCAGUCCUGGACGUGUGUGUGUUUUAUCCAAAGAAGGUCUAUGUGAAGUAAUGUGUAUUUUUCUACUGUGAAUACAGACACAAACGGACAUCUUA